This is a messenger RNA of Aspergillus aculeatus ATCC 16872, 2717 nucleotides long. Its product is annotated as WAPL family protein. The transcript is spliced from 2 exons. Lineage: Eukaryota; Fungi; Ascomycota; Eurotiomycetes; Eurotiales; Aspergillaceae. The record is from RefSeq and is a predicted model, not a curated record. Gene Ontology annotation, biological process: regulation of chromosome condensation. The coding region runs from base 201 to 2585 and encodes 794 amino acids.
CUACUCAUUCGGGCUGCGUCAACGCUACUAAUCGAACUCCAGGUAUUUGAGCACUUUCUGUUGCUCGAAUCAUGUGAGGAAUUCCUCCUUGAUAACUCUGAUGUACCCUGCUUCUCUUUCAAGACGCAGCUGUUCAUUGCUGAUCACAACGAAACCUGCUCAAGUACUCGAAUGAAGUAGCCAGGCCGAAAAUCGCUCAGAUGCCUGAGAGAGCACUCCGCCAAAGCAAGUCUAAGACGCCCCGCCAGUCGGCUAGAGGAUGUGCGCCAUCUUUCGAGGCUGGGAGUUCAUCGAAAACCCACGAUGCCAGGAAUAAGAGCAUCGCGCAAGCAAACAAUUCUCUGGAAGCUACACCAAACAGCAAAAGGACGCGGGCGCAUAAGCCCUUGCAGCAGAAGAGACAAAGGCUUACGGCCCCAGAGCAGUUGACCUCAAUUCGAAGUGGUGGGAACGUGUGUUGUAGUUAUGACGCCCGACAGGUUGGUAUGGCAUGUUCGAAUGAGCUUCGCGCUCAGUCGUGCUCGGCCAUCUCUGAUGCCAGUGCUGCUGUGGUCGGGAACGAAAAGAAUGACAGUCACCAUCGCUCUUCCAGCAUAUCGUCUCUCGUGGCAGCUAGUUCAAUUCCUCUGUCUCUGGCGUCGGCUGCUCAAAUUAAGUCUGAUUGCGAAGCAUCAGUUCACUCGCUAAGAAGCUCGCCAAUCUCAAAUCAUGUCUCACAAACUAGGGACAGACCUGAGAGAAACAUGUUGACAGUUCCAUAUCAGCAACGAGUGAGGCCAACGCGAAGAAGGCUUGUUGAUUCCUUGAGUGCGGCAGAGGAGUCAGUCCUGAAUGAGGUAUCUGCCUCCGACUCUGAAACCUGUGGCGCAAAUACAUCUUCUGUCCUAGGAAUCUCUCAAUCAAAGGCUGGAGCUGUCCAGCUGGACCAAGUUCGGGAUCAGCAAGGUCCCGUCAAGUCCCCAAGCAAUGACAGGGAGGCAGGACCAUCAGUUUCAAGUACUCUUUUACGUUCCAGGAUAACGUACGCUCGCCAACGCUCGUUCUUAGGAAGUACGUUGAACACUUCUGACUCUGAAUUACAUGGCGCCUCGGCUUCAGCUUUGGACGGUGAUGAAGCUGGGGCUUCGUCUGCCUCACUCAAACAUCGCAGUACCCUUUUGUUGUCUGCCGCAGAUGGCGAGGAACACGGCAGGCCUGUCCGAAGCAUCCAUGAGCUGAGGCAGGCUGGGGAUAAUGCUCGCUUCCAAGAGUCGGUUGAUGCACUAUUCGAUGAUUUUGAAGACCCGGGCAACACCGUUUCCGAGAGAUGCAAUGGGCUCAUUCAGCUGUGUUCGAAGCUACUCAAACCCGACUUCAUGCAUCGAUUCUUGGAAUAUGGCUUUGAUGAACGACUAGUCAAAAGUACAGUGAGUGAUUUAGACAUUAUCUCAUCAUGUCUAGCACUGUGUGCCUAUAGAUUGGUCUAUCUCAAAGGGGUAUAUUCGUACUCAAAUUUGGGAACUUUUUGGACCACUCUUGUCGACAAAUCUUCGUUAUUGCUAGCAGUAAAAGACGAUAUAAUGUCCUUGGCAGGCAAUCCACGAUUGCAUGUGUCAAGAGCCGUGCAAGCGUUACUCAGGGAUCUCAUCCCACGAUUGACAGCUUCGAUAUUCUCAGAAGGCCCGACACCGAGACUUUCUCCACGGCUAGUCAUUCUUUCCUGCAUUAGCAUUUGCUUGACAGCAUUCCAAGACAAGUCUCAACCUAUACAGUCGAUGUCCCGGUCUUUGCUAGAUAACCUUAUUGGGCUCCUGCCUCCGAACAAUGGUGAAGCCACAGCAUAUCCUCUGUCCUACGACGACUUUCAAACAAGGACAAUGACUCUUCUUGUUCUGGAGAGUUACUUAAUGCUUCCAGCGACACCAGGCUAUGACUACAAUGGCUCUUUCCACAAAUUUGUCCUGAUGCAUGAUGACUUCAUUCGUCCUGCCCAGGAUGACCAAGGCCGACGAAUUUUGACGUUAUAUUUGAGGGUCGUACUAAACCUCACCAAUAAUGAUCCUCUGGCGAGCGAGCAAUAUGCCGCACCUGAAAUAAUCACCGGAUUCGUUCGAAUCAUCACAACUGAGCUUUCAGAUGCGUCUUCUACCGUCGGCUUCGGUGAGCACGAGUCAUUCAACCUCGUCAUCUUGGCUCUAGGUGUUCUUAUAAACCUGGCAGAACAGAGUGAGAGUUGCAGAGCCUCCUUUCUUGAGCCAAUGCAUGACUCGUAUCCACCCCUUGAGACACUUGCACAUCAGUUUUCUCUCAGCAUCGACCUCAUCAAACAUGCAAAUUCCCUUUCCGAGUCACAUAAUAAUGUUGCUGUCGGGUACUUGUCGAUACUGCUAGCUCUUCUCUGUCUACGUAAGGAAGCAUACUUUCGAAUUCAGGAACUGCUCAUGGAAUGUGGUAAGGAGAUCGCCUCGGUCAUUUCAACAGCGAAAGAAUUUUUGGUAUAUCAUCAGAAAGUCGAAAGGGACUCACGACUCGGCGAAUUGCAAAAUCGCGACAACACAUCCACGGCACGUUUGACACAUAUCAUAGAGCAAAUAAGCCAACCGUAGAGCAAACCCGUUACCAAAGUGACAAUACCUUCAUCCACCAUAGCUAGGUGCGGUUUUAACACCAAGGUCUCGAAUGGUGUACGGAUUUCUUAUGAUAUAGUAGUUGCUCGGUACCAUAAUCAACUCAGGCGU